Messenger RNA from Suillus paluster, 264 nucleotides. RefSeq lists its product as uncharacterized. NCBI's taxonomy places the organism in Eukaryota, Fungi, Basidiomycota, Agaricomycetes, Boletales, Suillaceae. The transcript has a single exon. The coding region runs from base 1 to 264 and encodes 87 amino acids. The record is from RefSeq and is a predicted model, not a curated record.
AUGCUAUCUGCGCCUAUUUUGACAACUGUUUUUCAAAAGCUAAGCAUACUAGACCGCUUGCUGACACCAGCCAUAGUGAUAUGCAUGAUUGUCGGGGUAUUCAUUGGCGAGUUCGUACCUGGCGUACAGCAGGCGUUUGACACCGUCAGGUUCUACAGCGUCUCCGUUCGUAAGCGCAAAUAUUGCGUGUUGUGCCCAACGAGACUACGGCCCCAAGCGCUUUAUCGUACUGGUUUGUCCAGUUCGUUUAAACCUCUCCCUUGA